CACCCUGUCUGUUAGUAAACAAAAAAGGCGCGCAGAAUGUCGGACUCAGAAGAUAUCAAAAUCAAGGCGGAACACGAAACUAUAGCCGAUGGCGAUCAAUCCCAGGAUGAGGAGAUGAAGGAAAUACUCAAAAUCACGUCGCUAAAGUCGUUGGGUCCGUUUAUUGCUUCUCAGGAGAAUAGCCAGAACACGGUGUACCUCAGCGAUGUGCCGGCCGUGUGCAAGGAAAAACCCUGCAUGCUAGGCGUUGACGAGGCGGGCCGUGGUCCCGUACUGGGUCCCAUGGUCUACGGCAUCUCUUACUGCCCGGUGGAGAGCAAGCAGGCGCUGAUCGAUCUGGGCUGCGCCGACUCCAAGCAACUGACGGAGGAGAAGCGGGACAUCAUCUUCAACGAAAUAAACACCCUCGAGUAUGCCAACAGCUGCAUGGGCUGGGCCGUGGAGAUUAUCUCACCCAAUGUGAUCAGCACGAGCAUGUACCGGCGGGCCAAGUGCUCGCUGAACGAAGUCUCCAUGGAAUCGGCCAUGGGUCUGAUCCAACGCGCCAUCGAUGCGGGCGUGAACAUAGCCGAGGUCUAUGUUGACACGGUGGGGCCGCCGGAGAAGUACCAGGAGAAGCUGAUGCGUCGCUUUCCCAGCUUCAAGAUCACCGUGGCCAAGAAGGCCGAUUCCACCUACCCAAUUGUCUCUGCGGCCAGUAUCUGCGCGAAGGUAACCCGCGAUCAUGCGCUCAAAGUGUGGCGCUUUCCCGAGGGUUUGGUCAUCAAGGACAAUGCCUUUGGCAGCGGCUACCCAGGGGAUCCAGUCACGAAACGUUUUCUUACCGAAAACAUUGAUCUGGUGUUUGGUUUCCCGCGGCUCGUGCGCUUCAGCUGGUCCACAGCGGAGAAUGCGCUGGCGGACAAGGCCUACGACAUGGAGUUCGAUGAACCGGAAACGGAGAAGCCAAAGUACGCAGGCACCAAGCUGACAAAGUUCUUCAAGGGCACCACCAAAGAGGGCGAAGUAAUACGCGAGGAAUGUCGCUUCCUCAAGCAACGUCAUCUGUCCAGUGUCCACGAGUUUUAGACGUUGGAUAAAUCAAUUUUAAAUAUAGCUUUAGCUUUAAUGAAUCUUA
Molecule: messenger RNA, 1117 nt
Organism: Drosophila guanche
Lineage: Eukaryota; Metazoa; Arthropoda; Insecta; Diptera; Drosophilidae
Product: ribonuclease H2 subunit A
Exons: 1
Coding region: 37-1068 (343 amino acids)
Biological process (GO): DNA replication, removal of RNA primer; mismatch repair
Cellular component (GO): ribonuclease H2 complex
Molecular function (GO): RNA binding; RNA-DNA hybrid ribonuclease activity
Source: RefSeq, a predicted model, not a curated record